Molecule: messenger RNA, 1430 nt
Organism: Abrus precatorius (Indian licorice)
Lineage: Eukaryota; Viridiplantae; Streptophyta; Magnoliopsida; Fabales; Fabaceae
Exons: 4
Coding region: 143-1216 (357 amino acids)
Cellular component (GO): chloroplast
Source: RefSeq, a predicted model, not a curated record
CACGUUUUCCAGUUCUCUCUGGUCACGGUAUCUUCUCUUCUCUCUCUAUGCGCUUUCGAUUUUCCAUAGCGUUGUUUCAUUCUCUGAAUUCCGUAGUUUUCUUCUUCGAUUCGACGAGAAUAAUUUUUUUCAGCAGGACACAAUGGACUUAUUUUUAAAGGGGAUGAAUGGGAAUGGAUCUGAGUGCCCCUUUGAUGUUGAAGAUAUCCAAAGAUGCCCAUUUUUAAGAAACAUCAAUGAACCUACAAAUUUCUCUUUCUUUUCAACCAAAAGCUCCCUUCCUGUGCAUGGAGCAAAGGGUCCUAUAUUUGAAGAUGGUCCUAAUUUUGACAUGGCAUUUAAGCUAUUUCAUGGGAAAGAUGGAGUUAUUCCCCUAUCAGAGAAAUGUGACUUUGACUAUGGCAGCAGAGAAGCUGAUUCUUUUCCUGUUUUCAAUCCUUUAGCAGGAAAAGCUGCCGCCAUAAGUCUGUCAGCCUUUGGACUAGGUGGCCCAUUUGGUUUUGGGAAUUUUUCUGAGAAUUGGAAGAAACAGAAAAAAUCCGAAUCAUCAAACAAAAAGGAACCCUCAUCUCAGAAUGGAGAUUUGUCAAAGCAUGAGGCACUUGGAAAUGAAUGGUUGGCAAAAGGAAAUUGUCCCAUUGCCAAGUCUUAUAGAGCUGUUAGCAGUGUCCUACCCCUUGUUGCAAAAACUUUUCAGCCACCAACUGGAAUGAAGCUUAAAUGUCCACCUGCAGUUGUUGCUGCAAGGGCUGCCCUUGCCCGUACAGCCUUUGUUAAAAACUUGCGGCCUCAGCCUCUUCCUGCUAAAAUGCUUGUUAUUGCAGCAUUGGGCAUGGCAGUUAAUGUGCCCUUUGGCAUGUGGAAGGAACAUACCAAGAAAUUCUCUUUGUCUUGGUUUGCAGCAGUGCAUGCUGCUGUUCCCUUUAUAGCCAUGCUUCGGAAAUCAGUAGUCAUGCCUAAAUCAGCAAUGGCAUUAACCAUUGCAGCUUCUAUCCUAGGGCAGGUUAUCGGCUCAAGAGCUGAACGAAUUCGUCUGAAAGCAAUAGCUGAGAUGGGAAAAGUGAAAACAGAGACUGUAAGCAGCAUGGCAAGCUAUAAUCCUGGGCAGCUUGGUGAUAUUAAGGCCAGUCUCUGUGGUGCAGAAGGAAUGGUUCUCAAAUCACUUCCUGCGAAGGAUGCUGGUGGUUCGGCUACAGCUGCCAACGUAUGUUAUUGAUCUAUAUUCUAUAAAACCGGAAAAGAAAUCAAUUCAAGUUUGAUUUUGUACUAUAUAUUAAUGAACUGAAAUGGUAAUAAAAUGGAUUUAUAUAAAUAAAGGCUUUAUGAAUUAUGUAUGUAGAACAUGAACAGAAAUUAAGACAUCAGCUACUUUGCAUGCACAAAUGUAUCUGGGAACAACCACUCAAUUCAGAUAAAUUUCAGCUCCCCUU